GCACAGCGCUCAUACGUGGUGAAAACCCAUCAAAUAUUUACUUCAUGGGGAACUGUAUUAAUAUGACGGCCAGAGCAUGAGGGGCAACGCGCCACAACAUGGAGGGAACAGGUGUUUUCCGAUGUCGCUCGGCAGCACGAUCGAUAUAAGCCACCCUUUGUUAUCAUCGCUCUCCCUCUUCCUUCCCUCGUUUAUCGAUAUCUCUUCCUCGAAGACUACUCGCAAUGACAUCAGGGCCAUCGGAGCACAGCGUAGCCUACAAUAUCGGAGAUGUCACUCAGUCCCUCGGCACGCUCACAGAAGGCAACAUACGCAACGUUCGAUACGUGCGCAUCCAAUGGGUUGACCUCGCCAACACCAUCCGCGUGCGCGUCCUACCUGUCGCGUACUUCCGCAAGCUCUUCCAAACACCAACACCGGGCAUCACUGUUGCGACGUGCGCGCUCGCACUCGUCUUCCUUCAACUGCCUGAGGGCUUCAGCCCCGUCGGCGAGUGGGUUCUACGACUAGACAUGGCGAGCCUGCGGGCGUGCCCGUAUGCGCCUGGUCACGCAGUGGUGCACGGGUUCUUCGAGGAGAAGGUACCGCGACCGUUACUUGGAGGCGGGGAGACAAUGGAGCUUGCGGCCUGUCCGAGGACGAUACUGAGGCGGGUUACCAAACAAGCAAAGGAGGAGCUUGGCGUCGAAUUCCUUGUUGGGUUCGAGUCCGAAUUCGUUCUUCUUUCUGCGACGGACCCGCCGAAGGCUAUCAACGACGACGGAUGGUGCAUCGCAUCAUCAAUUUCCGCCGGCACGAAAGGACAGGAGGUUCUCGAAGAGAUUGCGGAUGCCAUCCAGCAAGCUGGGAUCGAGCUGCAGAUGUAUCACUCCGAAGCCGCGCCAGGCCAGUAUGAAAUCAUCACCGGCCCGCUUCCCCCACUUGAAGCAGCUGAUGCUCUUAUUCACACCCGCCAGACGAUCUUCAACAUCGCGACCAAGCACGGUCUACGCGCCACGUUUGCUCCUAGGAUUUAUCUCGAUACAUGCGGAACUGCAUGUCACACGCACAUCUCCCCACACAAACGGGACUCCCCGCUCACCUCCCAACCGCCCUCCAAAUCCUCCCCCUACCUCAACGUCCUCGAAAGCACCUUCCUCGCGGGCAUCCUCGCGCACCUCCCCGCCAUUCAGGCCUGCUCGCUGCCCCUUCCCCCGUCGUACGGGCGCAUGCUGGAUGGCAUCUGGUCCGGCGGGACGUACGUCGCGUGGGGGAUCGACAACCGCGAGUGCCCCGUGCGGCUGUCCAACGCGCACCAGCCACGCUCGCGCAACUUUGAGCUCAAGUGCGUAGAUGGGCUCGCGAACCCGUAUAUUUCGCUCGCUGCUAUCGUCGGCGCAGGUGUGCUCGGCAUCAAGGAGGGGAAAGAGGUGGAUGCAAAAGACUGCUCGGGGGCGAAGACACCUGCGGAGCUGAGUGAUGCGGAGAGGAGGGAGAUGGGGAUUGUGAAGAGGAUGGCACUUAGUUGGGAGGAGGCGAGGGAAAACCUGGCGAAGGACGAGGCGCUCAAGGGUAUCAUGGGCAAUGAGGCUGUCGAGUUGUAUCUUGCAGUGAACAAGGUUGCGGGCACAGUCUACGGUGACGGUAAAGAGAGGGAACAGGCGAAGUUACUUGUUGAGAACUAUUAGAGUCGUAGUGUUGGUUUUUAAUUUUGCUACUCGACCUCUACC
Messenger RNA from Coniophora puteana RWD-64-598 SS2, 1709 nucleotides. RefSeq names its product glutamine synthetase guanido kinase. The transcript has 5 exons. Gene Ontology annotation, molecular function: glutamine synthetase activity. NCBI's taxonomy places the organism in Eukaryota, Fungi, Basidiomycota, Agaricomycetes, Boletales, Coniophoraceae. The record is from RefSeq and is a predicted model, not a curated record. Bases 225 to 1667 code for a protein of 480 amino acids.